Molecule: messenger RNA, 641 nt
Organism: Anopheles moucheti
Lineage: Eukaryota; Metazoa; Arthropoda; Insecta; Diptera; Culicidae
Gene: blp
Product: mitochondrial import inner membrane translocase subunit Tim16
Exons: 2
Coding region: 148-549 (133 amino acids)
Biological process (GO): protein import into mitochondrial matrix
Cellular component (GO): TIM23 mitochondrial import inner membrane translocase complex
Source: RefSeq, a predicted model, not a curated record
UGUUUGUUUCUAAAAUUCUAGAGAAUCCGGCAAGGCCGGAAAGGAUGACGAAACUGUGUUAAUUUACUGUAAAGUCUUUGCUAGCAACUCCAAACUUUCAACAGUUCAUUAACAUUCACUUCAACGAGUGAAAUACGUUACACCAAUAUGGCAAAGUACAUAGCUCAAAUCAUCGUGCUUGGCGGCCAAAUCAUAGGAAAGGCUUUCACGCGAGCUCUGAAGCAGGAGAUAGCAGCAUCCCAAGAAGCGGCAAAACGUGCUGGUGGUGGACAACAGGGACAAAAUCGCGCUGUGGCUAACCUAAGGACUGGCAUGACCCUUGAGGAGGCACAGCAAAUUCUCAACGUAACGAAACUUGACCCAGAAGAGGUGAACAAAAACUACGAACAUUUGUUUAACGUAAACGAUAAAUCCAAGGGUGGAUCGUUCUACCUACAAUCUAAAGUUUUCCGCGCUAAAGAACGAAUAGAUCAGGAAUUGAAGGAGGCAAAGCCACCGGAAGGAGAAAAAACGGACACCGGUACGGGGAAACCCGAAACGGCAAAGUGAUCAGUUAUGCGUCGUUGCAGUUUGCAAUCCCACGAAAGUCAAGCUCACUGCAAUGAACACUGUUAAAUUUAUAAGUAAACAUGUCUAUUUAG